Dictyostelium discoideum AX4 is the source of this 231-nucleotide messenger RNA. RefSeq lists its product as hypothetical. The record is from RefSeq and is a predicted model, not a curated record. Bases 1 to 231 code for a protein of 76 amino acids. NCBI's taxonomy places the organism in Eukaryota, Evosea, Eumycetozoa, Dictyosteliales, Dictyosteliaceae. The transcript has a single exon.
AUGAUGUUAGAAGCAUUAGAAUUAAAAUCAAAACAAUUUCACCAACAUUGUGUAAAAACUGUAAUAGAAAACGAAUUAUAUUUGGACUUUUUUGUAUACAAAGGAAAAUGCAAAAACAUCAAAUGCACCAGAGGUAACAAAGCUAGAAAAAAUUCAAUUGUGUGCAGUGUUUACAGUGAUAUGGUAAAUCAAGCAAUUGAACAACUCAGGGAGUUAAUAAAAAUAAAUUAA